Messenger RNA from Alternaria arborescens, 1659 nucleotides. RefSeq lists its product as hypothetical. NCBI's taxonomy places the organism in Eukaryota, Fungi, Ascomycota, Dothideomycetes, Pleosporales, Pleosporaceae. The coding region runs from base 1 to 1659 and encodes 552 amino acids. The transcript has a single exon. The record is from RefSeq and is a predicted model, not a curated record.
AUGAACCUGAGUUCGAAGAGCGCUUCUCAGCAACAGAAGCAAAUUGUUCUUCGGAACACGUUGGAUCGGUGUUCGACUCAUGAUUACGAGACCACCUGGAGACAAAUCCGGAAAGCUGGCAACACGUCCUUGUACGCGCAGAUGCCUGAGUACAUUGAGUGGGCAAAAGGGUCGGGCCCCGAGACACUCAUCUUGGUUGGCAAGCUUGGAUAUGGGAAGUCUGUCAUACUUGCAAACAUGGUUGAUGAUCUCAACUUACGCGCCGAUCCUGAAGUUUCUGGACUGGCAUACUUCUUCUGCCGACAUGAUCUCCCUGAAAGUCUGGCUGCAAGGACAGUGAUUGGUGCCCUCAUACGCCAGAUCAUCAGCCUAUUUCCACAACGCCUAGUCGAGACGGAAGCUAUUGGUACCGAUGAUUAUUCUCGACUAAUCAAUCUGAUGCAUCGUGUUGUUCCUCCCAGACACAGGAUGUACAUCGUACUUGACGGCCUGGAUUUGUGCUCCUCCUCUGAAAGGAAGAAAAUCACCGAGCAACUGGAACUUAUGAGAACACAAUUCGACAUACGCACCUGUCUCUCUCGCCGCCUAGAGCUUGAAGCAAACCUUCAGUCUUUCGUCAUCGAGUUCCCAAGAGCGAAGACUGUUAGACUUCCUGAUAAUACUCCGGACAUCGAGGCAUUUAUCACAGCGCAAUUGGAAGCCGCUGUUUUAAACGAGUCCUUGCGUGUAGGCGAUCCCGACAUCAUCGACGAAAUCAAAGACGCACUAUCACAAGGUUCAGAGCACAUGUUCCUCUGGGCAGCUCUGCAAAUCCAGUCGCUUUGUGCGAUGCAAACAGAUCACGACAUCCGAGAAGCUCUUGUCGAUCUCCCGCGAGAUCUCUUUGAGAUCUACGAUAAGAUACUACAGCAAGCGAAAGCACCAGGGCGAUCGUUACAGUCAAAUACAUUCAAGCUCAUCAUAGCUGCGAGACGGCCACUCACAGCACACGAGAUGCGGGAAGCUCUUAGCGUGACACCCGGCGAUACAGCAUGGGAUCCUUCCAAAGUCUUCAACAGCGUUCACCCAACACUAGCUACAUGCGGCUGUCUCAUUACUGUUGACGAGGAGGAACAGACAAUACGUACAAUACACCUAAGUGUAAAUCAGUUCUUGCUUCAAGAGAGCUCCAAAUCUCCAACCAUCUCAGAAUGGGUUCACUUCACAAUGGAUGAUGCGAAAGAAAUGAUUUCAUCGAUCAUCGUUACUUACCUCGGGUACGGUAUCUUUGGAAAUGAGGUUGCCGUUCGUCUGCCUACACUUGACGUAGGGUCUGCGCCUUCUCACAUCAUCAAGUCCAUGACGAAUUCCAACAAAGUCGUUCAAGCCAUAAUCUUGAAACGCGUAAGAUCCAAAAGGAAGCCUGACUUCAAUGUUCCCAAGACCCUCUCAAACAGGGUCAAGCGGCAUGUCCUUCCAAAUAUGGAUGACCUCUAUUUCCAACACUACGCGAAAUCACACGUCUUGACACACUUAGCGGAACUUCCAGUCAUGCAGUUCCCUAUUUCGAAUAACUUACUCAGAUUAAUCAAACAGGGCAAAGUCUGCAACGAAUCUCCGGAUCAUCUCAUUGGUCAGCUCUGGAUCAUGCUCCAACCGCCCGGCGAUUUGGAUAUGUAA